AUAUACCUAUGGAACAAAAAAGAAGCAAGUGAAGCAGUCAGCUGUGACCAAUCAGGUGCUUUGUUGCAUUCAAAAAAUUGCAAUAUAAACAAAUGCCGGCGGAUCGGUGUUUUGUGACUCGGGGCAAGCGCGUAUUGUAAUAAGUAGAGGCAUAGAGCAACUCGUCACGGCCUACAGAAGAUCCUGCAGUCGGUUUUUCUGAGACGGCCAUCAGUUCUCGAAAAAGCCAAGCGGGUAGGCUGCAGCGUAGCAGCCGCAGCAACAGUUCGACAGGGCGUUUUUUUCCUUUUUCAGGGACGGUUCGCCCUUCUUUUUUCCUCUACCUCCUCUCGAGUCCCGAGUCUUGCGUAGCCGCUCUUCCUUUUUGUUUCGCGGAAUAUACUUUAAAUGAUAAACCGAUUCGGCGUCGUCCGUCGCAGAAGAUGGCGGCGUCGGACGAGCUGCGGAUCGACCGGGACGACGAGCCGGCGGCAGGUGCCCGUCCUCGAGACGAUCUUUACGCCGAAAAGAGGCCCGUGGAUCUGCUGUUCUACGCACUCACCAUCGCAAUAUUCGCCGCCACCCUCGUCACAGAUUUCUUUGUCGUGGUUGAGCACUGGCUGAACACUUACAAGUCAUGGGCUUAUUUAACAGCGGCUUUGGCUUUUGUGCCAUCCUGCUUUUUGCAGAUCCUGAGUUUAAAGUGGUACCGGAUUAGUGGUGAUUUGACAAGGCACCAAUGGAUCUCACAUAUUUUUCACUUUGCAAUAAUGCAUAGGUUUUGCCUUUUAUUAAAUUCUGCGAUAAAAACCAUGAAAAUUCAACUAAGCCCUCAACAUAGAGAUUGGAUCUUGCAAGUGGAAAAUGAUGCUUUUACUCUGAACAUGUUUACCUCAUUAUUGGUAUCUGUUCCUCAAAUUAUUCUUCAAAUUUAUACCAUGGCUGUGUUGCAACAUGUAUCUUUUUGGACAAGUGCAUCUGUCAUAGCGUCUAUUUGUUCACUGACAUGGGGUUUAACUGCAUAUGCUUUGCUGAUAAACAGAACUAAUCAGGAUAACUCUCACUAUACUUGGUCAUCUAUGAUGAUACAGGGCUUUUGGAGAGGAGGCAUGCUUGCCUCCAGGAUUGCUGCCUUAGUUCUUGCUGCCAUGUGCUUUAAAGCUUGGAUGCUUGUCAUUUUUGGGAUUCAUGCAUUAGGAAUGACAGUAUGGAUAAUACAGCAAACAACAAACUUUUGUUUAACAGCAGUUGAGGAACUCGUGUACAAAUGCCUCAUUGGUGCAGUCUACUUUUUCGACUUUCUUCGACUGAGUGACAAGCAAGUGCGCUACCACAUCUGCAUUUUCUACUCGAUAAUAAUCGUCCAGAAUGUAAUAUUCUACACAAUUUACCUCGUAUUUUUCAAAGAUCUCUUCCAGAGAAACGUCCUUAUAGUUUCUACGAUCUUGAUACUCGGUGGCUCGUUAGUUGGCGCUAUUAGCAUGCUUAUUCACUUCUGCAUGUUCCAGAAUGUUAAAACUAUCAAGCUUUGUGCGCAUGCCAAAUUUGAUCCAGAAUUAUCUAUAGAAGCUACUUCAACCAAGAAUAUUACUAGUAAUAAAUCUCCGAUAAAAAAGUGGAAUAACCAAGCUGCUAAUAAUGAAUCUAUAGAGACCAUAAGCCAGGACGUAACAGCGGACAAAAAAUCACUAUUAACGAAUAUUGUCCAAAACGGCGAGUCUCUGGAAAAGGGAAUCGUUAAUACUAGUUUUAUGAAGAACGACGAAACUAAUGUAACUGUACAAGUAUUUGUGGAGGAUAGCAAGCUUACUAAUGUCGAUGUUUCAAUAGAGAAAAUUGAAGGGCAGUCUAUUUUUAAUUUAGAAAAAAAAGUUGAGGAAUCCUGUAAUGUUGAUGUUGAGAUCGACACCUCGGGUCAAAUGGCUACUUCUAGUACAGAUAAUUUGCAUCGGCAGAAGCGCCGUGGAAUCUGCUCGGAAGUCGAGCUUGAUUUAAAAACAAACGAUGACUGUAAUAUUGAUGUGGAUCCUCAACUAUCUCAAAAACGACGAGGAAUCUGUUCUUUAACGCAACUUGGACUUGAGCUCGUUACUGAUGAAGACAACUACGUAGAAAAGAGUUUUACUUCUGUCGACAAAUUAAAAUCCAUAUCGGAAGUUUCUCUAAACAUUGAUCAGGAUAAAAGUAUCGAUAGCGGAAUCCUCGAUUCUCUACCGAUUAAGAAUCUUGUGACGGGCAACAUUUGCGAAGUCGUUAUCCCUGAGAAUAUACUCAUACGCGGCAGACUCAAUACUCCCGUUAUAUCAGAGAGCGAUGAAACGAAUUUAAACAAUCAGCUUUCAGAAAAAGAUGAAUUGUUACGAAAGCAAGAAGAAGAAACUAUGAGUCACGUAACUUCCAUCCACGACUAUGAAAACUUGUGCCCACUGGGAGUGGCUCGACCGCCUUGGUGCAUCCGUAGCUGGAAGGGUUACACAGAUAUUGAGACAUAUAUACACGACGACAGCAUUGUCAGAGAUAGACGCAGGGAUACCUUGACGAGUACCGCAACAGGGACGACCCUUAGUUCGGACUUCUCCGAUGCAACUUACGUCAGUCAACCUGUGAGAAAGCUCAUGAAACGCUCCAGACAAGACGAUUACCUGGAUACUCUUAUUUAUGAUCUGGUGGACUGGGAAUCGAUUAGUAAUAAAGCGCCAAAUGAGGAAAUUUCUACGACUACUACGACGAUUUCCGAGUCAAUUAACGACACAACGCAGGACGAAUCCAGUCUUUUUUCGGCAAAACCUAUUGUUAUAGACGAGAAAGGCGGGAUGUUAGCGCUGGACACAAUAGUCGAGGAGCGUGAAGAUCCGAAUACAGGUAGCUUCCCAGAAGUUCAGAUGAAUAUCAAGAAACCCUCUUGUUCGGUAAGUUCGCUCGUCGCGACCAUUGACGAAAUCCGUAAAUGUACGGCGGAAAAUUCGCCGCGGCAUGUCUACCAUCGUACCGAGUCACAGUGGGAGGACCUAGAACAGAAGAUACUCGUGAAACGGGCCCAUCUUACGAAGGUCCUAUUUCGUAGCGACUACAGUAAUGUUACUCUGUUACAUCACAACUCGAGUUAUACUGAGCCUCAUACCAGUACUUCUAUUUCGGAAAAAAGUAAUGAUAAACUAAGUAUCUUGAGAGAGGUGACAAAUUAUUGUCUGAAGGAUUCUGUUGGAACGACGCCACUGAUCAAUGCUAUACUUUCGGAUUCGCCUAUAUUGGGACCCAAAACUGAAGCGCAAACUUGCCAGAAUGGAGGUUUAUUGGAAGAGGAUAACGUUUAUGUCGAUAUGAAUGCUCUUGGUGCUCAGAGAUGCAGUAAUGAAGAUGAUAAAGAAUCAAAAAUCAUUAGGUCGGUCGCAACCGAAGCGUCUUCAACAAUACCUCUGACUUCAGCACUUGCAAAGAGCAAAGAUAUCAUCAUUUCGGAAAUUGACGAAAAAUCUGAAAAUGCAAAUCGUAAAAACGUAGCUUUCUUACUCACAAAUGAGGUAAUCCACAACGAUUCCAUAGAUACUCAUUUAGAAAAGUCCGAUUCUUCCUCGGCUAAGAGUAGUAUUCCAGCAGAACAUUCAAAUUCAGCUUCGACUUGUUGCACUGACAAACGACUACGCACAAUCAACCGACCGAGGCGAAAAUUCUCCUUGUUACGCGAACGUUUUGAGCCAAAAUCUAGCAGUGAUCAGAUUGUCUGCGUGGUCUCGCCAACCUCAUCGAAUGAGAAAAUAUUUUCGAGCAGGCCGCAACUUGGCUCCUUAAACAAACGAAUUUCUGAAAUCUUCAAUGAUCCUGCCGUUUUCGAUUCGUCCAUUAAAUAUGAUAAAAAAAAUCUUACAGGUAAAUCAGCAUCGGUACUGGAUUCUACGGAUGAACAAACAGAUAGCUUAAGAGAAAGAAGAAACGUUUUUUUGAAGCAAGUACUAUCGCCACCUAGAUUUCCAGGUUGGGGGAGAAAGAGGACUUUCAGUCCUAAUGCUAAAAUCAUACCUAAGGCUCAUUAAAUCUGCGCUGGUAACCACUUGCAUCUCAGAGCUUGCUACUGAGACUAUAUUUUUUGAGGGUAUAUAUGUUGAUGAAAUGUUUUUUUAUGUUGAAUAUUGAUAUUAAACUAGUUUGACUAUUCAUUCUUUUUACAUAAACAAUUAUUUGAUUAUUUUAAACGUUAUGAUAUUUAUCAAAGAUCACAAUAGAUUUUUACAUCUGCACAAUUUAUCCAAGAUUAUAAAAAAUAUUUUUAAAAUUAAUGAAAGUGAGCUUGGGAUCUAAUACUGAUAUAAAUUUUUUAAUUUGUAGCACAAUAUCAUCUUCAUUUGAGCGUGUUUCACAAUGCAAAUUAAUAGAUCCAUUACUUCACUAUACCAUUAAAAGUUUUUAAGAAAUUUCUGAAAUCAAAAAUUUUAAAUUCUCUUAGUGAGUGCAUGACUCAAAAUGCAUUACUUUGUAUUAGCCCUAUGUAUGAAUGAAAAAAUACCUGUACAUACACUUGUCAAAAAAGUACGGUGUGUAAUUUAAAUUUACUAUUCUAAAAAAAACAUAACGAUUUUCAGAAAAUUGCAUACCUUUUUUCAGUUCAUCUAAUUUAUGCAAUAGACUACAUAAUAGCACAAAAAAUGUCUACACUUAUCACGUUUAACAAGACACACACACACACACACAUAUAUAUAUAUAUAUAUAUAUAUAUAUAUAUAUAUAUAUAUAAAAGUGAUUUUAAGCUAUGAACUGCAGGCAAUAUAAAUUAUGAAGGAGAAAUCUUUUUUAAUCUACGGUGUAUGCUUAUAUCAUUCAUUUGUGCUGCAAACUCGCACGCAAGUGAAGAAAGUUUAUUUCUUCUUCUUGGUACACAAUAUAUUAUUGCUUUCAAUGUUCUAAAAGUUCCUGAUAGUUAUUAAUCUUUGAUUUAGUUCGCAAGUAUUCUUUUGUACAAGACAUUUUUAUCUCGGUGCAUUGAAGAUCGCGUUUUUUUACGUGAUUCAAAUUGUUUUUUUUUAGCUAACGUUUUAAAAACCAUGAAAACCAUUGAUGUUUAAGCACUUAUUGAAUCGACUUUUGUUUAACAAAUAUUUUCGACAUUUUCAUACAUAUUGUAAAUUACAGAAAAUAAAAAAUUGUAUUAUAUUUGUAUUACAAUUUUCGCAAUGAAAGAUAUCCACUAGGAAUCACAAGGGCUUCCAUAUAUUUUGGUUGUGAUAACCCUAUGCCUUUUAUGUGUAUAAAGUUUAUCAUUAAGUAACUAAAAUAGUGAUAUAUUUUUUCGUCAUUUUGUGACCCGGUAGCAUUUAUAUAAAAGAUUUUAUUACUAUUACUUACUAAUAAAUCGUAAGAAAGGUAGUAUUAGGACUGUAUGAAUCGUUAAUUUAUCACGAUAAAUCUAUAUGAAUUUACAUUAAAUCUGAAAUGUAUAGUUUUUUUACAAACAUAUUGUAAGUUAAAUGUUAAAUUGACUCUCAUACUCAAAAUUAUGUUUUUACGUUUAUUGAAAAAAAGUUCAAAAGGAGAAAAUUGUUAGGUCAAGAAAUAUUGUAUAUUUUCUUGCUGUACUGAUCUCAUGGCCAGCUGAUGAAAUGUUUGAAUAUUACUUUUUUAUGCUUUGUAAAUAGAAUACCAUUGUAUAUUAAGUUUGAAUAAUUGUUCAUUUAUACCCAUAAAAUGCGCAAUUUGGAGAAUAACUAUGUACACCUGCAUAAAUACAGUUCACACUUCAUUUGAACAAUUAACAAACACUAUUUUGUAAAUUUUAAAUCCUGAUAAGUAUGCUACAGAA
This is a messenger RNA of Nasonia vitripennis (jewel wasp), 5770 nucleotides long. RefSeq lists its product as uncharacterized. NCBI's taxonomy places the organism in Eukaryota, Metazoa, Arthropoda, Insecta, Hymenoptera, Pteromalidae. The record is from RefSeq and is a predicted model, not a curated record. Gene Ontology annotation, cellular component: plasma membrane. The coding region runs from base 423 to 4010 and encodes 1195 amino acids. Gene Ontology annotation, biological process: phosphatidylserine exposure on apoptotic cell surface; apoptotic process involved in development; engulfment of apoptotic cell. The transcript has 9 exons.